GUUCUAUCAAACUUGCAUGAGUAAUGAUCGUAAUGUACGAGGUGGUAGGUAUAGCAAUGUGUGUAUGUAAGUACCUAUAUAGCAUGCAUACAUCACGUACUACUAUUUUAUGGCUAGAUUCUUUUUCUCUAGCCUAACGCAUUCCUCAGCUCCGCAACGUAUAGAUCCUCCGAAGGAUUUUAUGAUCGUACGUGUAAAGUGUGGAACCAUGUUCUGCGGCGAUUUAUUCGGUCUUGGUCUGUCCGGCGCGUGCAGAAUUUAAUGGAAAGUGUGAAAAACAUACGUCAUUAUUCGAUCUACUUGGCCACGGGAAAUAACGAAGAGAGUUUGAACAGUUCGGGAGAUAUUUUCACGAUUUGAGCUGAUUUUUGUGCAUGACGGUUAUCAGGGCAACAAUAACUAACGAUAGGCGUUCAAAUUCCGUUGAUAGAUUUAACGAACGUUGACGAGGAAACGAGAACGUGACGGAGGUAUGAGGAUGGGAAAAAGAGACUAGAAGUAGGGCUUGAAACCGCACAACGUCAUUUGAAGCGGCAUGCUGCUGCCUCAGCGUCUCUGGAGAGCGUUCGAUCCUGACUUCGGUUAAUAGUACAUACCUAGAUAUACGAACACAUACCUUACAAUAUACGUAUAUUGUCUACCUGUACAUCAAGUAUGUAUAUAGGUUGGUAAGGCAAUGGGGAAGACGAAGGGCCAACCGGGGAAGGUCGCCCCGCUUCAGUCUUCCCCGAGGACUGAAAUAAGCGCGCCUCAACCGAUAAGGUAUUAAUAUCAUUUCUGCAUCUGCAGGUGCCACGAGCAGCGAUCUUGUUAUAUAUUGCGGAAAAAUCGGAUCCGAAUAAUCUCCCGUUUAUCACGCUCCAUUUAGGGGUGAGCCGUCUCGAGAUAUCCCGAGUUUCGAAAGAGGAGCUCUCCAGGACAAUCCGUAAGUGUCGCGAAAUUGCAGGAUAUUUGCGGUACUUACUGGUAAUUCUUGCGGUUCUUUUUUUCAACAUUUUCCCGAAACUCUAAAUUCGUGUUCAAUGUAGGUAGGUAUGUAUUUAAGUACCGCGAGUUGUGGUGGUGAAUUCGUCCCUCGAGCCUCGUCGUAGAUGUUAGUAAGCGUCCUCAUAAUCCCUGCAUAAGGCAGGUCGAAGUGGAAAGUCUUGGCCGAGUUUUUCAAGUGUUUUCUCAUACCUACACGCGAAGAAGGGGUGCCCCUGAGGAUAUUCUCAAAAUAUGAAAUCAUUUAUUCAUGCAUCUACGUUAUACUACCAUCUGCGAAUAUGCGAUCAGAAUAGAUAAAUAUAGUUUUCAAUCAGCAUCGGCAUCGGAAUCCGCGAUUCUACUGAACGUACGGGGUAACUUCUACGCAAUAUAUUUACACGUACUAUACGUACACCGAAGGGAAUCGCCAUUUGUUCGGUUCACUGAACAUGAUAAUUAUAUUCUUAUACAACGAUAUCCGUGCGCGCUACGCGAGAUUGGUAUGGAAUUAUACGAGGAGUAGUUUGUUCUCCAUACUAUACGAGAUUACACGAAUAAAUUUUUCCUUUUUGGAAACUCGUUGAAUCCACGAUGGUAACGCAAAGUCAACACGACUUGCUUACCUCUCGAUAUCCCGAAUUAGGUAGCAGCACGUCGUGAUGGAUGACCGCGAUUAUUACAGGCGAAAAAAAUCAGAAACGGGUGUCAAUUUCGCACUGAGACAAACCCGCAACGGACUGCAAACACUUUUAUGGUAUCGAAAGCGACGGAAUAACCAUCUAUCUAUAAAGCCACCUAGGUAUGUGCCGGUUGAUGUAUAUGAUACAUAGGUGAAUGUCGGUUCGCAGUAUCGCGGGUUAUAGAUAUAUGUAGAUAGCGAUGUAGAGGAAUCUGUUUUCAAUAGAAAAUCCCACUAGGGGUGGUCCGGUCCACUCGUCGAACAUCGAGCCCGGAGUUUCAAUUUCCGCAUGGCCCAUCGUAUUGUCUGAUAAACAUCUAGCCGAUCUAGUCAUUAUUGGUCUACAACCCUGCGGUACGCCCGCGGCUACCCAUCCGUCCUCUGCUAUUCGCUUUUUACAUUCCAUGUAAAUUUCCGGGUACGGAGAGUCGGAGGUGUAUCACCUCUAAUAUGAGAGCGCCAUAUGCCCGCAUCGUCCGUUGACUCACGUACCCCCUGGUAUUUUCAUGGCACGCCUGCACUUCGAAUCAGUGUCACGAUGUCGAUAUACGCUUCGAAUAAUUUUGAUCAUCCCGCAGGUUCGCAGGUUCUCUUCAAUCGGUUCAUUGUAGAUACCAUCUUACGACGAUUGGCGAACCUCUGGACCCUCUCAACGUCACAGUACUGUCCUCGAUGACUCCGUUAUCACUCGAUAAAACUUAUUGGGAGAUGAAAUCCAAUAAGAAUAACGUCAAGAGCUACAACGAUUCCACGGAAACGCAUCGUGGUAAAAAAUCUAGAAGAAGUGGCAACGAUGUGGUAUCAAAAAACAUUACGAUGGUUCUGGAGAACUUGUUAAAAAACUACGAGAAUAGCCAACUCCCAACUCAUGGAAAAGGAGCACCCACAGUUGUACGAACGAACAUACUGAUCAGAAGUAUGGGACCUGUAUCGGAACUCGAUAUGGACUAUUCCAUGGAUUGUUAUUUCCGACAGUAUUGGCGAGAUUCGCGGCUGAGUUUUUUGGGGCCGAUAAAAUCUCUGAGUCUUAGCAUUAAAAUGUUAGAGAGAAUCUGGAGACCAGAUACUUACUUUUACAACGGCAAACACAGCUACGUCCACACGAUAACCGUGCCGAACAAACUAUUGCGCAUCUCUCAAGACGGUGACAUCCUCUACUCCAUGAGGCUAACGAUAAAGGCGAAGUGCCCAAUGGAAUUGAGAAACUUCCCGAUGGAUCGUCAAUCUUGUCCACUGAUUUUAGGAAGCUGUAAUUCAAAAUUAUUAUUAAAAAAUUUUACCGAAACAGGAUUUUUGCAAAUGAAACUUUUUCUAGACGCUUACACCUCGAGGCAAUUGGUGUACGAAUGGCAACAGGGUGCUUCGGUCAACUUUGUUCCGGGUAUGGCGCUCUCUCAAUUUGACCUGAUGGGCUCACCUUACCGAAACUUGACGUUCGCCAGACGAGAGGGGGAGUUUUCGGUAUUGCAGGUGUCUUUCAACCUGCAACGUCAUACGGGUUAUUUCCUCAUCCAAGUUUACGUACCAUGUGUGCUAAUCGUUGUGCUCAGCUGGGUAUCGUUUUGGAUUCAUCGGGAAGCGACCAGCGACCGUGUGGGGCUGGGCAUAACGACAGUACUAACACUGUCUACUAUAAGUUUGGAUUCACGCACCGACUUACCAAAAGUUAAAUACGCCACUGCCCUAGAUUGGUUUCUGCUCAUGAGCUUCGGUUACUGUAUCGCUACACUUCUGGAAUUUGCCGGUGUCCAUUAUUUUACCAAGAUCGGCAGCGGAGAAAUUUCAAUCGACGAAGAUGAUUGGGAUGAUGAUAUGGCAAAUAUUCUCAACACGCCGAUCACGGAAUCCUGCGGUUUACAGGCCGUUCAUUCAGCGUCCUCUAGACGUCGGGGUUCCCUCAUUUGUCCUAUUUACAACAAUCCUGUGGGCUGUACUUAUGGAUUAGGGAUGAACGGAUCUCCACGAGGAACUCCUAAACUUACGACGAUGGAAAGGCAAACACAGACUGAACUGAGAUUGCCGAAAUGGCGACAGUUUCUCUAUUGUUUGGCCGGUGACGAUGGAUUCAGACGUCGCAGGCAACGAGAGGCUGCGGCAGAAGGUCAUCACCGCCCUGGAGAACGCGCCGAAAGGCACAUUAAUAGUGUUUCCUACAUCGACAGAGCAGCCAGGGUUUGCUUUCCCGCCUCAUUUGGGGUACUCAACGUCUGUUACUGGGUCGUUUACGUGACAUAUCAGGAAGAAUUCAAGUGGCAGGAUCCGCCGAUUGCAUUUUUCAAUCAUUGAAGCGCAUCUCGCACAUGUUGCGUCACUAUAAUUAUACCAUUCAACUCGUAAGAAACUCGAUUAAUUGAUGCUGCAAAUGUACGUACAUACAUGCGCACAUCCAUGUCAUAUUUGGUAUACGUACAUGUAUCAAACACACGCUUACCUGUAUGCUUGAAACUUAUAUUAGAUAGAAUAAAAUAGGCUGCAAAACAACCGCAUUAUGAUGUGCAAACAUAUGAUAUUCGAACCUGAUUCCUAAAAUAAAUUUCUGUUUCCAUCUAGUAAGAUUAUUGCGCACUUAUCAGUUCAAUUUCACAUUAUGUGCUAUGUCGUCUAGAUAAACAAGAAAGCAUAUACACCUUGUACAAUAUUGUGUAAACUGUGUAUUUGCCCAUAGAUGUAUGAAAUUUCACGCGUAGAUUAUUAUGAUCACAGAUACUGUUAACAGUUCUACACUAUGUAUGACGAUUGAAAAAAUAAUUCGAAUUAACCGAAUAAAAUACCAAGUCACGCUUCA
Athalia rosae (coleseed sawfly) is the source of this 4430-nucleotide messenger RNA. RefSeq names its product gamma-aminobutyric acid receptor alpha-like. The record is from RefSeq and is a predicted model, not a curated record. Gene Ontology annotation, molecular function: neurotransmitter receptor activity; GABA-A receptor activity; extracellular ligand-gated monoatomic ion channel activity. Gene Ontology annotation, biological process: regulation of membrane potential; signal transduction; monoatomic ion transmembrane transport. The transcript has 9 exons. Gene Ontology annotation, cellular component: neuron projection; synapse; membrane. Lineage: Eukaryota; Metazoa; Arthropoda; Insecta; Hymenoptera; Athaliidae. The coding region runs from base 2318 to 3931 and encodes 537 amino acids.